Ipomoea nil (Japanese morning glory) is the source of this 678-nucleotide messenger RNA. RefSeq lists its product as uncharacterized. Lineage: Eukaryota; Viridiplantae; Streptophyta; Magnoliopsida; Solanales; Convolvulaceae. Gene Ontology annotation, molecular function: RNA-DNA hybrid ribonuclease activity; nucleic acid binding. The record is from RefSeq and is a predicted model, not a curated record. The transcript is spliced from 2 exons. Bases 1 to 678 code for a protein of 225 amino acids.
AUGGCGAUCUGGAUUGCGCUAUUAGCCCUGGUAUGGUUAUUGACAGCGAGACCAACUCCAUGGAGCCUGCUGGAUUUCAUCGACGACGCUCAAGUACAGGUAAUUUUCAAUGAGGCUCAAUCUUACUUUACUGAGUGGUACCAGGCUAAUUAUGGAGAUGAGCAAUUGAUUAACAAAGCUGGCCUUCCUACUCAAUGGUCCAGACCACCAUCAGGAUGGCUAAAACUGAAUACAGAUGCAGCUUUGGACUCAAACAACUUAAAGAUGGGAUUUGGCUUUGUUCUAAGGGACUCAAGUGGAGAAUUUAAAGCAGCAGUCCAGGUUCCCUAUAACAGUUUAUGUAGACCUGAUGAAGCUGAAGCAAUGGCAGUGCGUGAAGCCUUGAAGUGGUUAAAGUCCCAGAAUAUCUUGAACUUUAUUCAGCUGGAGUGUGAUUGCAUAAAGGUUAUAAAUAGUGUGCCAACAAGUUCUACUAUCACUUAUUUUGAUCUUAUUAUGCAGGAUAUUAGAGACAUAGCUAGAGACUUUUGUAAUCUCAGCUUUUUGUUUGUUAAACGAUCCGCGAAUAUGGUCGCCCACUUGUUAGCUAGGGAGGCCUUAUUUAAGACUGAUCGUGUGGACUGUUUUUCGGUCCCUUUCCCUUUUGUUGUUGAUGCUUUGGAGUUUGACUCCCGUUAA